UCUCCCUUUUCACUUUCAGUUCACUUCUGUAACUGAGAUGGACAUGAGAUAAUCUCCAUCGAGUCAAAAAAAAUGGCAUCUAGUCCUGACCUUCCCCACAGAGAUCAACAGGCUGCCUUGGGCAUUGACCAUCUCCAGGUGUCACUGCAAGCCAAACAGGAAGACACUCAGAAGAAAACCUUCACCUGCUGGAUAAAUUCACAGUUGGCCAAGCACACCUCUCCCUCAGUUAUAUCAGACUUAUUCGCAGACAUUAGAAAGGGGCAUGUCCUCUUGGAUCUGCUAGAAGUACUCUCAGGACAGCAGUUGCCUCGUGAUAGAGGAUCUAAUACACACCAGUGUAGACUCAAUAUAGAACAUGCUCUCAAGUUCCUAGAAAACCAAUCAGUCAAGCUAAUAAAUGUCCACGUUGCUGAUAUUAUAGAAGGAAACCCAUCCAUUAUUCUUGGACUAAUUUGGACAAUUAUACUGCACUUCCAUAUUGAGGAUCUUGCCCAGUCUGAUUCUUGCAAUUACAAUCAACCUUCCCCGGAUGAUAUGAGUGUGGCUGAUUCAUCUCCUACCUCAAGUCCUCCAGCAAAGAGAUGCCUCAAAGUCCAAGAGCGAUGGCAGUUGUCUGCAAAGAAAGUUCUUCUCUUGUGGGCUCAAGACAAAUGUGCCAGGUAUGAGUCUGUCAGUGUGACAGAUUUUAAGUCAAGCUGGAGAAACGGGAUGGCUUUUCUGGCUGUCAUUCAUGCCUUGCGACCAGACCUAAUUGACAUGAAGAGGAUGAAGCAUCGAUCCAACAAGGACAAUCUGAAAGAGGCCUUUGGAAUUGCAGAACGAGAAUUAAAAAUCCCCAAAUUGCUGGAUCCAGAAGACGUGGAUGUUGUUAACCCCGAUGAAAAGUCAAUCAUGACCUAUGUGGCACAGUUUCUGCAAUAUUCCAAGGAUGCUUCUCGGACUGGAGAUAUGACUCAGAGCAAGGUAAAAGACGCUAUGGCCUGGCUAACUCUGCAAGAGAAAAAGCUGCAGGAGGCACUGAAGGAGUCAGAAGGCAAGACCUACUUUAAAAAAUAUCAUAGCCUGACGUCCUAUAUGGAGUUAUUCAAUGAAGAAAAAGUACGCUUUCUGGAAGUACUGUCACUAAAAAGGGAUCAGCAGGAGCUGAAUGAAGAUGAAUUACACUUGAGAGAAGCCUGGGAUGGCCUCAACCAAAAGAUUAACUCGUGGAAAACAAACCUGAACGAUGCCUUGCCCUGGCCCCUCUGUGAAAUUGAAGCAUGGCUUCAGGAGGUCCAGGAGCUCAUGGAGGAAGAGUUACCAACCUCGCAGAAUUACUCCGAAGCCAUGGCUCAGACAGAAGAGAAAAUGACUUUAUUCAAGAGUCUGAUGGACAGAUCUGACUACCAUUCGAGUAUUCUCAUGGCUUUUGAAAAUAAAGACGAAGAACAUUUGCCAUUGGUGCCCCUUAACACCCUGGAGGAGAUGAAGAGACGAGUGAACAACACUUUAGGGAACAAUUUCACUCUACUUCUAGAAUUUCACUACUAUAAGUGCUCAGUUCUUGGCUUGCUAGAUGAAGUGAAACCAAAAUUGGAUUUUUGGAACAUAAAAUUUGGGAAGAAAGAAUCUGUGGAAUUAUUGCUGGAAGACUGGCAUAAUUUUAUUGAAGAAAAAGAGUUCAUAGCUCAACUUGAUACUGCUUUUCAAAAAUGUGAAGAAAUUUAUAAAAAUUUAGCUGGAGAAUGUGAAAGUAUUAAUGAACAAUAUAUGGUGGUGGAAAGUAAUAUUUCUAUGUACAGAAAAAAUAUAUAUAAUGUGAAGUCCACUCUCGAAAAAGUUCUGGCCUGUUGGGCUACUUAUGAGGAGAACCUUCGCUUACUGAAGGCUGGUUUUGAGGAGACAAAGAAACAAGUUAAAGAGGUUCCCUUUGAGACACUUGCCCAGUGGAAUGUAGAACAUACCACUUUAAACCAAGUGGGAAGUUUCUUAAUUGAAGUCAGCAAUGAUGAAGUUGGAUCAUCUGUUUCUAAAGAACUGAGAAGGCUGAAUAAAAGAUGGAGAAAGUUUAUUACAAAAACUCCACUUGAAAUGAAAUUGCCACUUUCAAAAAAACAGGAUCAGCCCACUCUUGACAAUUCUAGAAAUAUUCUAUUACCUAAAGAAGAAGAAAAAUCAACUGUUGAUUUUUCAAAGAAUAUGUCAGUAGGACUUCCUGAAAAUUAUAAUCGGAAUAUAAAGGCUGUGGAAGAACAUGAAAAAGACCAUGAAGAAUCCACAGAACACCUAAAAGUGGCUGAAGAGGUUGAAAAACUCAUUAGACAAGUGGAGGUGUGGGAGGCAGAAACCAAGUCCAUUUUGGAUCUUCCGAAACAUCAAGAUGUUAUGGAUAGUACCAUAGAAAAAUCUUUGCAGCAUCUUAUUGCCAGAGGCUCAAUGUAUGAAGAGCUUCUGGCCAGAACUGAAGAUACUUUACAAAUGGAUGUUCAGAGUAUUUCAAGCCAGGCGUCCUUCCAGCACGUUCUCACAACUGGACUUCAGGCAAAGAUUCAAGAAGCGAAUGAGAAAGUCCAGAUCACUGUGGUAAAACUAAUUGCAGUGUUGAAGAACUCAACGGAUAUUUCACAAGAAUUGGAUGCCAAGCAGAAGGUAAAAGAGUCCCAGAUGGAAUUGGAAUCUUACAUUGUGAGAGCUGAACAGUUACUUGGGCAAAGACAGAGCCCCCGUGGACUCAUUUCAAAAUAUAAGGAAGCACUGAAAAUUUUUAAUACCAAUAGUCUGGCUAAGUAUUUGAAAGCAGUUGAAGAACUGAAACUUAACGUUCCUGAGGAUGUAAAGCUGUCUUUGGAAGAGAAGAGGCGGGAAGCCUGUGCCAAAUGGGAGUCUCUUCAUCAAGAAAUUUCUUUGUAUAUUCAGCAACUAAAAAUAGAUAUUGAGAAAGGAAAACUUAACGACAACAUUUCCAAGCUUGAAAAGCAAAUAAAUAAAGAAAAGAAACUUAUUCGUAGAGGAAAGACCAAGGGUCUCAUCAAAGAACAUGAGGCCUGCUUUUCUAAGGAAGUCAUUGUGUGUCAGCUCCAUCACCAUGUGGAUGUCCUGAAGGCGCUGUGUGAAGAGCUGACUUCGCAGGAGCAUCAGCAAGAAGUGCAGAGAGUGCUCAAAGAUUAUGAGCAAAAGAUAGAAAGACUUCUGAAAUGUGCUUCUGAGAUCCAUGUGACUCUGCUGGCCCCCAUGGGGGGCACAUCAAAAGACGAGUUAGAACUUCCGAAGAGUAGCCAGGCUUUGGGGGAAACGGUGACCACAGCUGAGAAUGGCGGAAAGGGUUUCCACAGUGAGGUGCCAUUUGCCAAACCUGAUAAUCAGCUGUCGACUGAAAAGGCAGUGGAACCUGUUGAGAAUUUUAGCCUGACAUCAGAGUUAAAACUCCAACAACAAGAAAGCAUUAUGGAGCAGCCAGAAGAAGAUCACAGUGCAUCUAAAAAUAGAUUACAAAAGAGGUAUGAUACACACAAAGAGAUUCUUGAACUACAUCUGCAAAACAACAAAUUUAGGAUUACUUCUGAUUUCUCUAGUGAAAAGGAAAUGAGUAGUGCUAAUCUGCAGAAUAAACUAACAGAUUUACAGGUCUUAAAAAAUGAAACUAAUGCUUGCUGGAAAGAGUUUGAAAGCACUUCAUUGGAGUUAGAAAGCCUCAUGAAUGACACGGAGAAGCCUCUUAUAGUUAAGGAGAGAGACAGGUUAAAGGAAAAAGAAAAUGAGCUUCAAAUGACUCUUAAUACCAGAGUGGAGUCUUUGGAGAUGGCACUGCAGGUCUUAUUACCAGUGGAGAAAGAGUCACUCUUCCUGUGUGGCUCAGACCUAUUUCCCUGUCAAGUGGCCAUCCAGGAAUUUCAUCUCGUGGACACUGAUGGCAUUUAUCAAAACUUGAGGAAUAUCCAAGAUUCCAUAGCCAAACAGAUUAAAGUAUGUACCAGUUUAGAAGAGCCUGACAACGUUGUAUUAAAGGAUUUACACCCACUUGAUCAACACGCAACCCGGAACAUUAUACAGAAAUGCAAAACACAGCUUGAAGAAAUGAACCACAAGGUGCGAAUGCGCCAAGAGGUCCUGAAAGCUCUGGGAGAGUUUAUAGAUUCUGUAAGAACAGUUAAGCUCUCUGUUGAUCUUGUUACCGACCUUUCAGCUUCAGAUGCACCGGUAGCCCCAGAAAAUACUUUGACAGUGAAAAAUAUCAAGAGAGAAAUUCGUCUGAUGAGAGACAAGGCUAGGCAUUUGGAUGAACGUUUGAAGAUGCUUGAUAUAAGCUUUGAAGAUGCAGACCUAGGUGAAGACACUUCCUGUAAAAAACUUCUUGAUGCCCUAACAAUGAAGUUAUUCGAGACACGUAUCUGUGACACACAGGAAGCAUUUGCUGAGGAAAUCAAUUUAGUAGAGACUUGUACUUCCAAAAAUGCGGAACUCUUUAAAAAUAUUCAAGACAUGCAAAAUCAGAUCGGUAAAAUUGGUCUUAAGGAUCCUACUGUUCCAGCCGUAAAACAUCGGAAAAAAUUAUUACUUAAACUGGAGAAGGAUAUAGAUGGGUAUGAAGAAGAGAAGAUACACUUGGAAGAAAUGGUUGAUUCUCUCCCACAAUUCAAAGAUGGCAGAGAAAAACCUCUGAUUCAACAGUGCCAAACUACCCUGCUCUUGUGGGAAAAUACAAAAACAUCCAUUGCUGAAUGUCUUGAUCAAUGUGGAAGAGUUUUGGAGCUCUUAAAACAAUAUCAGAAUUUUAAAGGUAUCUUGACAACUUUGAUUCAGAAAGAAGAGAAUGUCAUCUCCCUGCAGUCUUCCUACAUGGGAAAGGAGAACCUGAAGAAAAGGAUUUUACAGAUUGAAAUUGUCAAAGAAGAAUUUAAUGAACAUUUAGAAUCAGUUGACAAGAUAAACCAGAUCUGUAAAAAUCUACAAUUUUAUCUAAAUAAAAUGAAAACCUUUGAAGAGCCCCCUUUUGCAAAAGAGGCUAACGUUAUCGUGGAUCGAUGGCUUGAUAUAAAUGAGAAGACAGAAGACUACUAUGAAAAUCUUGGUCGAGCUCUGGCUUUAUGGGACAAACUUUUUAAUUUGAAAAGUGUCGUUGAUGAGUGGACUGAAAAUGUGCUUCGAGAAAGGAAUUCACAGCUGACUGAAGAGGACAGAGAAAGGCUGAAGGAAGAGUUACAAGUCCAUGAACAACAAACUUCAGAAUUUUCUAGAAGAGUGACCGAAAUACAGUUUCUGCUUCAAAGUAAUGAAAAACCACUUGAAUUGCAGGUCAUGGAACGCUCUAUUUUGAACAAGAUGGAACAUGUGAAAAAGUAUAUAUCAGGAGAGUCCAAUUGCUUCGAGCUUGGUAGCAGCACAGCUGAGCUGAAGGAGGAUCUCGACCAAGCCAAGACCCAGAUCGGGAUGACGGAGUCCCUCUUGAAAGCCCUAUCUCCUUCCGACAGCUUGGAGAUUUUCACUAAACUCGAGGAGAUACAACAAGAAAUUCUACAGCAGAAGCACAACAUGAUAGUACUUGAGCAUCAAAUAGGUUGUCUCACCCCUGAACUCUCUGAAUUGAAGAGGCAAUAUGAAAGUGUCAGCGAUUUAUUUAAUACCAAAAAAGGUGUUUUGCAAGAUCACUUUUCUUCAUUAUUGAAUGAUCAAUGCAAGAACUUCAAUGACUGGUUCAGCAAGAUUAAAGUGAGGCUUGAAGAGUGCUUCGACUCAUCAGAAACAAAAAAGAGUGUGGAACAAAAGCUGCAAAUACUUUCUGAUUUCUUGACUCUUGAAGGAAGAAGCAGUAAAAUACAGCAGGUAGAAACUGUAUUGCAGCAUGUGAAGAAGCACCUACCUAAAGCCCAUGUUAAAGAGCUUAACAGUUGGCUUGUGAGUCAAGAAGUUGAAUUAGAAAAAAUGGUGUCCAUAUGUGAGGCCCAGGCAAAGGAACUCGAUAACUACCUGGAGCAGCUACUGAGACUGCAGGAUGAUUGCAGAAGCCUGAGUAAGUGGUUGACUAAUCAAGAAGAGGAAUGGAAAGAAAUGGAAGAAUCAGGAGAGAAAACUGAGCUAUUUUGUCAAGCAUUAGCUGAAAAGAGGGAACAGUUUGAAUCUCUGGUCCAGUUGAAUGACUCUUUGAAGGACCAUGGGUUUACUGAGGAAGAUGAAAUAAUAAACGAAUCAACAUGUUUGAUUGAAAGAUACCAGACAUUAUUGAGACAAUUACAUGAAAUUGAAGAAGAAUUUAAGUUGCCACCUGCUGAGGACCAGAGCUUUAAUGAUCUUGCACAUGAUGUGAUUCAUUGGAUAAAAGAGAUUAAAGAGUCUCUUAUGGCUUUGAACUCAUCUGAAGGCAAAAUGCCACUCGAGGAGAGAAUCCAAAAAAUAAAGGAAAUCAUUUUACUAAAGCCUGAAGGGGACGCCAAAAUACAGACCAUUACGAGACAAGCCGAGAGCUGUGAGGCCCCGUUGGUGCAGGAGACCCUUGCUGAUAUCACCAACCAGUGGGACAGCACGCUCCAUCUGGCCAGCACAUACCUAAGCCAUCAAGAAAAGCUUCUGCUAGAAGGGGAAAAGUAUUUGCAAAGCAAAGAGGACUUGAGAUUAAUGCUCAUAGAACUAAGGAAGAAGCAAGAAGCAGGCUUUGCCCUUCAACAUGCUCUGCCAGAGAAGAAAGCCCAGUUAAAAAUUUAUAAGAAAUUCCUCCAGAAAGCACAAGAUUUGACAUCCUUGCUAAAGGAGUUAAAAUCUCAAGGAAAUUACCUCUUGGAGUGCACUAAAAAUCCCAGCUUCAGUGAGGAGCCUUGGCUGGAAAUAAAACAUCUACAUGAGAGUCUUCUUCAACAACUGCAGGAUUCUGUGCAAAAAUUAGAGGAUCAUGUUGAAGAACACCAUUCAUACGAGGUUUGCAUCAAAGAGCUGAAUACCACAUUGGACAAUAUCUCCAUGGAAUUAGUUAGUUUUUCUGAUUUGCCGGUGGAUCAAACAGCAAUUGAGGACAAAUUGCAGAAACUGCAGGAACUAGAAAGUAGACUCAGUUUACAAGAUGGCACACUGAAGAAGAUUUUAGCAUUAGCAAAAUCCAUCAAGCAAAAUACAUCUUCAGUGGGACAGAUUAUUAUUAAAGAUGAUAUAAAAUCACUUACGUGUAAACAAAAAGAUUUGGAAAACAGAAUUGAAUCUGCUAAACAGGAGACUGAAAAUUAUCUCAACAGCCUUCUCAAAUCAAAAUGCUCAAUAGAGAAGAAUGAGAAGUUUUCUCUGCCAGGCAGACAGAGGCAGGCCACUUCUGAGGUGGUGGAGUCCACUGGGCUCUUGAUGGGAGUGGAAGAGCUGGAGGAAGACUGGGAAGUAAACAAGAAUUCAGACGUGGAAAUGGUUUUGUCAAAACAAUUUCCUCUCCAUGUUCAAGAAAGCAUGAACAACGCUGAAGAUGAGCACAAAGUCAACGAGCUGCAAAAUCAGCCCUUGGAAUUGGAUGUUCUGCUGAGAAAUGAACAAUUAGAAGAGAUAGAGGAAUUAUAUAACCGAUUAGAAGCAAGGAAAACAGCCAUUGAACCACUAGAACAAUCUGAAUGUUUUAACAAAACAGAAGCAAGUGCCUUGGCCCUCCACAAUAAAAGAUAUUCAGCACAGCACUUGGACAAUCUGCUUCAGGCGCUUACUGCUUUGAAGAAAAAUAAAGAAAGCCAGUAUUAUCUCCUUAAACAUUUUCAAGAACAUGUCACCGCAGUUGAAUCCUUGAUGAAAGCCUUGUUGACAGAAAAGGAAAGUCUAAAAGUGGGACCAAUGGACAGUGAAAUCUAUCUGAACAAAAUUAAGAAAUUCCUGAGAUCAAUAGAAAAAGAGAAAGUUUCUUUAAGCAAGUUGAAAGCUGAAUGGGAGAGCUUAUCACCUCAUGUGACUGACAUGGAUAAGAAGCUGAUGGAAAACCAGAUUCAGCAGCUUGAGCAUGGUUGGGAGCAAAUGGAACAAAUGGUUCAAAAGAAGCAUUCGCAGCAGGUAAUGGAAUAUGGUGAGUUCACCUCCCUUGUGAAUAAGUUCCAAGACAUGGAGACUUCUCUGCAAGAGCAGCAGCAGUGUCUACUGUUAAGGCUGAAUUCUCUAGAAGAACAGGAGGGGAGCCACAGCAUCAUUGCCUCGGCCACUGAGCUCCAGGCCAUCAAGCAUGGGUUUUCUAUUUUAAAGACACAAGCUGAACUUCAGAUGAAGAGGUUCUGGGGAGAAAAAGAAAAGAAGAUUUUAGAAGAUGCAAUAAAUAAUUUGAAGAAGCAAUUGGAAACACUGGAUCCAUUAAACCUGGAGGUGGAAAAUCAGAUUAAGAAAUGUGACAUAAAGAACAAGAUGAAGGAGACUAUCCAGUGGGUCAAAAAUCUGCGGGGGACACUCACUCCCUACAUUUGCCUUCUCCCAGAUGACAUUCUUUCACAGAUCAGAAAAUGCAAGACGGCUCAUGACGGUAUUCUGGAUAAGCAGCAGGUCAUGGAGUCGUUGGUGGAAGAGGUCAAAGAUAUCAUUCCAAACCUUACAGCAGAUGAGGGGGAUGAUUUAAAUAGCCUCCUGGAGGACUUACAGAGUCAAUACCAAAUGCUAGUUUUAAAAUCAACUCAGAGAUCACAGCAGUUGGAAUUUAAAUUGGAAGAAAGAAGCCAAUUCUUUGCAGGGAUUGGGAAGGCUCAACUCACCCUUCAAAGAAAGGAAGCACUGAUCAUUCCCAAGAUGGAAGCAGCCUCCACAGAAACUGAGCUAGCACAUGUCCACUUCACUUUGAAGGCAUCCCAGGAGGAGCUGCGAGAUAUUGGGAGUGUGAUCUCCACACAUCUUCAGGAACUAGCAAACACCUGUAAGGAUCUAAAUGUCUUUGAAAGAUUAUUUCUCGAUGACCAUUUAAAACAUCUGAAGACCAGGGCCAACAGAACACGAAGAUUCAUUCAGAGUAAGUGCAAUGAAGUAGAACGUAAGAUAAACUCUUACAGAGAACUCCAUGAAGAAACAUCUGGUCUUCAGAGGGAGGUUGAUCGUAUACAGCACAAGGAACUACUACUUAACCAAGACAUAAAUCAAGAUGUGAAAGAGUUCAAUAAUCUUAAAGACAGACUUACCGGUGUUCGAUGUGAGAUCUUACAACUAUUAGAACUUAAAGAACUGUUUGACUAUAUAGGGAUAAACUGGGACUGUUCACAGCUUAACCAAUUGAAAACCCAAGUAUUUGAAAAAGAAAAGAAACUUGAAGAAAAAAUCAGACAGUUGGAUACGUUUGUGGCAGAACAUGGCAAAUAUCAAGCAUUACUGAGUAAAGUAAGGGAUAUGGAUAUGCAAAUUAAGAAAAGGGCUGAAUUAGUACAGAAAGCUCCUGAUACCUCACCAGAGAGCAAUUUGCUCAAUGCAAUAAUUUUGAAUCAGAAGAUUGAGAAAGCGAAGUGCUUCUAUAAUGAGGUACUAAAGAAAUUAAGUGAAAACAAGGCCUUGGAUGACUCAUUCAAAGAGAAAGAAAUAGUACAACUAACACUGAAUGUAGAAGAAAAUGAUAAGUUACAGAAGGUUGUCAAAAACAUAGAACUAGAAUUCCAACCAAAAGAAAUUGAUGAAAAGAAUUUUCAGGACCUACUAGAAAAUUCCUUACAUGUUUUAAAUCAGAUUAAAUCUCACGUACAGCAGCCUUUGCUUAUAAAUUUGGGAAUUGAACAUAUUGAAAAUGAGAAGGAUAAUUGUGAAGCAUUUCUAGAACUAGUUCAGGAGGAAAUGUGUAGUAUUAAAGCUGUGACUGUUACCGAGAAGCAAAGAGAAGAAAACUCUCCUGAAACUGCUGAUAUGGAGACAAAAUUGCAAGAUGUUGAAGCGCUUCAGACACAGCUUAGCAGAAGCAUUGAUUUACGCAUGGAUGCCUUGAACAGUGCUUAUGAAAAUAUAACCCUCUAUAACGAAGCAGUCGCCAGGGCGAUGGAGAUCAUCACUUCCCAGGAAGCCAUCAUUGCAUCCCCGAGAGUAAACCUUCAUAAUCCACAAGAAUCACUAGAGAGGUUUCGCUGGAAGCAAAAGGAAUUGGAAUCCACAAUUGCAGACAUCCAGGACCUCAUCGAGAACCUGGGAACUAUAUCAGCGCCCGAGGCCAAACAGGAAUUCCAGUGUACCUUACAGGAAUUAGUUUCUAAGAACUCAGCCAUGAAGGAGGCGGCCACAGUGAAGGCAGCUAUGGUAGAAAGGUGUCUUGAGAACUACAAACGCUACAGAAGUAUCAAGGAGUACAUUUGUACUCACCUCAGAAAAAUGGAGACAGUUCUCAGGCAGUCCAUGUCCCCGUUACCAGUAUCUUACAAGGAAGCUUUAGAGCGCUUGGAACAGAGCAAGGCCUUGGUGUCAAAUCUCAAAUCAACCAGAAAAGAGCUCACGAAGCUUCGACAGGUCCUUAGACACUUGAGGCGCAGGUGCACAGAAAAGGAUGGCAUGUGUGUGCUCAGAGGCCUGUCGGUCCUGUGGGAGAAGUGGCUCAGUUUGCUACAGGCUGCCAAAGUGUGGGAGAUGUGGAGUGAAGAACUGAAGCAGGAGUGGAAAUUCGUCAGUGAGGAAAUGGAACGAGAAGCAAUCAUUUUAGACAAUCUUCAAGAGGAACUCCCAGAAAUUUCCAAAACAAAGGAGGCCGCCACCACGGAGGAGCUCUCAGAGCUGCUGGACGCUUUCUGCCAAUACGAAGAGAGUGUGGACAUGCAGCAGCUCUUGCUGACCCUGCUCCUUCAGCGCAUAAAGAGUAUCCGGAAUGUUCCCGAAGGCCGAGGGGCUGUAGAGGCUGUCCCUGCUCUUCAAGAGAUCCAGUCCAUGCGGGAACGGUGCGACAGGCUUCUUCAGAAAGCUCAAAAAAAUAAGGAAUCAUUGCAGACUGAACUCCAGGGAAGACAUUCCUUCACAAAGGAAAUAAUUGCUUUGAAGAAUGUAUUUCAGCAGGCUUCAACUUCUUUCCAAAAUAUGGCAUCAGAGGGCCACCCAGAAAGGGCAAAGCAGUUGGAGGAGCUUCAGAGCAUUCUUAAGAAAGGCAAGCUCACUUUCAAGAGUAUCAUGGAAAAACUGCGAAUCCAGUACUGUGAAAUGUACACCAUAGUCCCUGCAGAGAUGGAGUCCCGGGUGGAGGAAUGCAGAAAAGCUUUAGAAGACAUAGAUGAGAAGAUUAGUGAUGAUGUCUUGAAGAGCUCGCCAACAUUUGCAAUGAACAGGAAAAUAGAGGAAAUUAACAGUGGGCUUCGGCUUGUUGAAAAUAUGUUGCAGCAGAAGAGCGAAAACAUUGAGAAAGCUCAAGAAAUUCAAAAGCCCACAGCAUCAGGGUGGAACUUCUUAAAUUCUUUCCACCAUAGUCAGAAUCAGUCUGAAAAGCUGGGAGAGUCUUCACGUGGAGUGCUGUCUUCAGUGUUGUUAGCCAUGGGGCCUGAAAGGCCCAACACAUCACUGACUAAUCUCAAGUGACUCUCCAUUCAGGAACCGUUCAACCCCAGUGACCAGCAUCUGACUAAAUGUGGUCCCACAUUUCUUUCUCAGGCCACAAUUAAGAUGGAGGAGUAUAGUGAUCUUUUGAAGAGCACAGAGGCUUGGAUAGAAAAUACCAGUUGUUUGCUGGCCAAUCCUGCUCGCUAUGACUCUUCAAGAACCCUGAGUCACCAUGCCAGCACCCUGCAGAGGGCUUUGGAAGAUUCUGAGCAGAAGCACAAUCUUUUACAUUCAGUUUUCACAGAUCUAGAGGAUUUGUCAGACAUUUUCGAAACAGAUGACUUAGUACAGUCCGUACAAGACCUAAGCAGUCAAGUAGUAGAUCUCCAGCAACAAAUAAUGGAAAGCCUUCCCCACAUUCAGCGGAUGGCAGAUGAUGUGGUUGCUAUUGAAUCCGAAGUAAAAUCUAUGGAGAAAAAAGUUUCAAAAAUCAGAACUAUCCUGUUAUCAAAAGAAAUAUUUGAUUUUUCACCUGAAGAACAUCUUAAGCAUGGAGAGGUCAUACUUGAAAAUAUACGCCCCAUGAAGAAAACCAUUGCUGAGAUAGUGUCUUACCAAGUGGAACUGAGGCUACCCCAGGCAGGAACAAAACCUCUGCCUGUGUUUCAGCGGACAAAUCAGCUUUUGCAAGCUGUAAAACUAUUGGAAAACGUGACUCAGGAACAAAAUGAGUUAUUAAAGGUAGUCAUAAGACAGACUAAUGAAUGCAAUGAAGAAAUAGAAAAUUUGAAACGAAUCUUAAAUAAUUAUUCAACGGAGUUCUCCCUUGAACAUAUGUCACCAGACCAAGCUGUUGACUUUCCAGAAGUACAGGAAGACAUCAAAAGUAUGGAACAGCAGAUUCUGCAUUUAAACCAGAAAAAAGAAGACCUAUUGGUGGACUUGAAGGCUGCCGUACUAAACCUUCACCAGCAUUUGAAGCAAGAACAGCAAGAAGGAGACGUGCUGUCAGCCAGAGCAUUGGAGGACGGUGGAGCGGCUGAGCUGGAUGUGUCUGAGUGGAAGGUAGGAACCCGUUUACGUGAAUACUGGUCCCACAUUCCACAAGAGUGUAAUGAAUAUAAGAAAGCGGAGCCGUCUUCGAGGUCUUUGCCUUUACUUUGGAAGCAUGACCUGGGCUUGGAGGAAGAUGGAGAAUCCUCCUCCUCAGCAACCAUCAUUCCGGAGGCAGAUGAGAAAAUAAGCACCUGUGAUAGUUCCAUGGUACAAAUUCUGGCACCAGACUCACUAAACACUGAGCAAAACCUAGCAUUUUCCCCGAAGCUCAACCAAACAGAAGAGGGUCCCACUUCUCCUAUCAAGGCUGCAGCUCUGGACUUUUCUGAUAAGCCAGGAGAUUUUGAGACCUCAGUGAAGAGAACUAGGGCCCGGCCUGUAGAAGUCCUCCAUGUCUGCAAGACCCAGGUGGCCGAGCUGGAGCUGUGGCUGCAACAAGCCAGCGUGGCAUUUGAGCCGGAAACAUUAAACGCAGACAUGCAGCAGGUGGUGGAACAGGAACUGGUCGGGUGCCAGGCUAUGCUGACCGAGAUUGAGCACAAGGUUGCCUCUCUCCUGGACACUUGCAAAGAUCAGGGCCUGGGAGAUAGUGGAGCCACUCAACAGGAGGCCGAAGCACUCUCCCUGAAACUCAAAACUGUGAAGUGCAAUUUGGAAAAAGUCCAGAUGAUGCUGCAGGAGAAAUACAGCGAGGAUCAGUACCCUACCAUUCUAAGGAAACCUUCAGAACUCCAACAAGUCCUCCAGCCUGUUAACCUUCCUGAAUUGGUACCUAUUGUAACUGAAAGGCCACAAUUUAGCAGACAAAGAGAUGUCCCCCUGCAACAGGUUCUGGAGUUAAAACCAAUGGAACAGAAAGAUUUACUCAAGUUUAUAGAAUUUAAUGCUAAGAAAACAUGGCCGCAGUAUUGCCAACAGGAUAAAGAUACUACUCAGGGAUCAUCUGUGAGCAACAAGGCAUCUGGCCCUGAAAAUGAAGCUCCAGACUUGAUCUUUUCACCUCAGGGUCAAAACGGUGAUAAAUGGCAAUAUCUUCAUCAUGAACUGUCCUCAAAAAUAAAGCUACCUCCUCCUCAGCUCGUGGAGCCUCAGGAAAACAUGACAGAAGAAACAUAUAACGAUUUGGAUAAAAAAUUAUUUGAACUCUUCCUGAGCCUCAAUCGGUGCCUUGGCAGCGUGGAGGAGAUGCUCCAGACACCGGGGCUCUUCAGGGAGGAUGUCUCUGCCCAGCAGGAGCACUACGAGAAACUGGCUCUCGAGUUGAAGAAACUUUAUUUAGCUCUGUGUGACAAGAAGAAUGACCUUUUGAAAGCCAUGGCUUGGCCUGGCAGGAACACCACUCUGCUCCCUGAAUGUUUCGGUAGCCUCCAGGUCUGCCUGGAGCACACUCAGGCCAGCGCUGCCUCUAGAAGCAAGUCCCUGAAAGCUGGCCUGGACUACAAGCACAGUUACCAGAAUGAAAUAAAGCGACUGUAUGAUCAACUCAUUAAGAAUAAGACAGCUUUACAACAGUCCUUGAAUGAAAUGCGUGGCCAGAGUAUUGGUGAACAGCUUCAGAAAGCAGAUUUAUAUACAGCAGAGCUGCAGAAUUCUGAGAGCCGAGUGGCCAAACUAAGAGACGAAGGGGAGAGGCUUCGCUUACCCUGUGUUUUACUCCAGGAGGUUUACAAGUUAGAGGAUGUACUUGACAGUAUGUGGGGGAUCCUGAGAGCGAGGUACUCUGGGUUCAGUAGCCCGUUCAUCACUGAGAGCCAGCAACAUGCCCUUCUACAAGGCACAGUGGAACUAGUAAAUAUUGGAAAGGAAAUGCUUGCUCAUGGCCACUUAAAACAAGCCAAAAGUAAAGUUGCCUUACAGACUCAAAUACAAAAUCACAAGGUAUUUUUCAAGAAGCUUGUUGCCAACAUGUUGUUGAUCCAAACAUACUAUGACAAAAUGUUUCCUUCCGUGUUACCAAAGAGAGAGAGAUUUUGGGCAGAACAAGUAACCGAAGUUAAAUCCCUGGAAGGAAAGGCACAGCAGUUUGGCAUGAAGCUGCAGAGUUUGUUGCAGAAAUGGGAAGAAUUCGAUGAAAACUAUGGAUCUCUGGAAAAGGACCUGGAAAUUCUUGUCUCUACAUUGCCUUCUGUGAGUUUGGUGGAAGAAACAGAGGAGAGAUUAGUGGAAAGGAUAUCAUUUUAUCAGCAAAUAAAAAGAAACAUUGAUGGAAAGCAUGCCCGGCUCUACCAAACUCUAAAUGAAGGCAAACAGCUGGUGGCAUCUGUGAGCUGUCCUGAACUGGAGGGACAGAUUGCCAAACUGGAAGAGCAGUGGCUGUCCCUGAACAAGAAGAUUGACCUUGAACUGCACAGACUGCAAACACUUCUCAAGCACCUAGUCAGUUACAACAGAGAUUCAGAUGAGUUAACCAAGUGGUUGGAAUCUUCUCAGCAAACUUUGAAUCACUGGAAAGAACAGUCCCUCAAUGCGUCUCAGGACUUGGAUACAAUCAGAAACAACAUAAAUAAUUUUUUUGAAUUUUCCAAGGAAGUGGAUGGAAAGUCCUCCCUGAAGACUGCAGUUUUAAGCACUGGGAACCAGCUUCUGCACCUGAAGGAAACCGACACGGCCUCGCUGAGAGCCUCCUUAGCCCAGUUUGAACAAAAGUGGACCAUGCUCAUAACUCAGCUUCCAGAUAUUCAAGAAAAGCUUCAUCAGCUUCAGAUGGAGAAAUUGCCAUCUCGUAAAGCCAUCACAGAAAUGAUUAGCUGGAUGAACAGCGUGGAGUAUCAGGCUGCAGGUGAAGACUCUGCGCACUUCCCUAGUUCUGAGUCUCAAGUAAAGAAUCUUCUUCAGAAGCUCAAGGAGUUCAGAAUGGAAAUGGACUAUAAACAGUGGAUCGUUGACUUUGUUAACCAGUCAUUGCUUCAGUUAAGCACCUGUGAUGUAGAAAGCAAGCGCUAUGAAAGGACGGAGUUUGCAGAGCACCUGGGGGAGAUGAACCGCCAAUGGCACCGAGUACAUGGAACCCUGAAUAAAAAGAUACAACAUUUAGAACAAUUUUUGGAAAGCAUCACUGAGAAUGAAAACAAAAUGCAGAUUUUGAAAAACUGGUUGGAAGCACAAGAAGAGAAGCUGAAAACUUUACAAAAACCGGAAAGUGUGAUCUCCAUCGAGAAGGUGCUCCUGGACUGUCAGGAUAUAGAAAAUCAACUUGCAAUUAAAUCCAAAGUACUGGAUGAGCUGAGGCAAAGCUACCUGACUCUGGAAAGUGGGGCAAUUCCACUGUUAGAAGAUGCAGCAUCUGGAAUCCACAAGUUGCUUCAAAAGCGGGACAAUGUGACUCGUCAGGUCAGUGAGCUCAAAAGCUUCAUGCAGUCGGUGCUACAGGAGUGGAAGUUGUAUGAUAAACUCUACGAUGAAGUGAACAUGCUGGCGAUCCAAUUUGGGUACUGCAUGGAACACAGCAAGCCUGUGGUGUUGUCACUGGAGGCCUUGAGGUGCCAGGUGCAGAACCUUCAGUCUCUUCAAGAUGAAGCUGAGAUCAGCGAAGGGAGUUGGGAGAAACUCCGGGAGGUUAUUCAUAGACUCAAAGAUUCCUGCCCCUCAGUUGCUGAAAUAAUUGAAGAGAAAUGCCAAGACACUCAUGCAAGGUGGACCCAGGUAAACCAAGAUCUUGCAGAUCAGUUGCAGGAGGCCCAGACUCUGCUCCAGCUCUGGAAAGUUUAUCGAAGUGCUCAUGUGGAAGCCACGGCAAGGCUAGAGCAGCAGGAAGCCAAAUUUCAACAGCUUGCAAACAUCAACAUGUCUGGAAACAACCUGGCAGAGAUCCUGCCAGUGGCCCUGCAGGACAUAAAGGAGCUGAAGCAGGAAGUGCAGAAGACAAAAGAAGUCUUUCUCCAAAAUUCCAUCCUCCUGGACCGAUUCCCACAACCUGCAGAGUCCAACGCCUCGGGGCUCUUUUCUGGUCAACUGUAUUCCCUCCGGAGAGCUAUUUAUUUGGAAAAGAUGCUGCUUGUGAAAGCAAAUGAAUUUGAGUUUGUUCUCUCACAGUUUAAGGAUUUUGAGAACCGGCUGGAAUCUUUAAAAGGCCUCAUUAUACACGAGGAAGAGAAUUUGGAUAAACUUUACCAACAAGACAAAGAAGAAAAUCCUGGCUCGUUCCUGAAUCAUGUGCUAGCAUUGAUAGCCCAGUCUCCUGACAUUGAACGUCUGAAUGAAGACAGCCUCAUGCUCCCACUCAGUGACAUGCCCCUGAAGACAUUACAGAAUAUGAACCGGCAAUGGAUUCGCGCCACUGCCACAGCGCUGGACCGCUGCAGCGAGCUGCUGGAAAGUGGGUUAAAUGAAAAUUUUCUUCAUUGUUGUGAAAAGUGGGUGCAACUUUUGGAAAAGAUAGAAGAGAUGCUCAAAGUGAAUAUUGCCAACAGCCUCCCUGCUCUCCUGGAACAGCAGAAAGCUUAUGAGAUGUUAGAAGCUGAAGUUUCUAUAAACCAGACAAUUGCUGAUUCUUAUGUCACCCAGUCCCUACAACUCCUGGACACAACAGAAAUAGAAAAGAGACCAGAAUUUGUUUUGGAAUUCUCAAAUCUGACGGACCACUGGCAGAGUGCUGCCCAAGGCAUUCGGCAGAGGAAGAGUGACAUUGACCAGCUGGUGAGGCAGUGGCUAUACUUCACCUCCUCCAUGGAGGACUUGUUCCGCUUCCUCACCAACACUAGCCACAUGCUGUCCGCAGUAAAGGAUCAGGAUUGCUACAGCCUCUACCAAAUCAGAAGUCUAAUCCAUGAGCUAAAGAAUAAGGAAAUCCAUUUUCAGAGAUGGCAAACCACCUAUGCACUAACCUUGGAAGCUGGGGAGAAAUUACUGAACGCACCUAACCUGGAAGCAAAAGAGUCCAUGAACAAGAGAAUCAGACAGCUGCAGAACAACUGGAAGGACACGGAGCUCCAUCUAGCACAGAUGAUUAAGCAUCUCCAAAGCAUCAUAGAGACCUGGGACCAGUGUGAAAAGAAAAUCAAGGAACUGAAAAGCAGGCUGCAAGUUUUAAAAGCACAAAGUAAAGAUCCUCUUCCAGAACUUCAUGAGGACCUCCACAGAGAAAGAGAGCUGACGAAGGAACUAGAGAAGUCUCUGACUAACUGGACUCAGAACUUGCAAGAACUUCACACCAUGAAGGGCGACUUAACCCGGCACAUUCUCUCGGAGGACGUGAUGGUUUUGAAGGAGCAGAUAGAGCAUUUGCACAGACAAUGGGAGGACCUCUGCCUCAGAGUGGCUACACGCAAACAGGAGAUUGAAGACAGACUCAAUUCAUGGAUCGUGUUCAAUGAAAAAAAUAAAGAGUUGUGUGCGUGGCUGGUCCAGAUGGAAAACAAGGUUCUACAGACAGCAGAUAUUAGCAUUGAAGAAAUGAUUGAAAAGUUGCAGAAGGACUGCAUGGAAGAAAUAAACUUGUUCAGUGAAAACAAGUUACAGCUAAAGCAGAUGGGCGACCAGUUGAUCAAGGCCAGCAGCAAGACAAGAGCAGCUGAGAUCGAUGACAAGCUCAACAAAAUCAACGAUCGAUGGCAACAUCUUUUUGAUGUUAUUGGAUCAAGGGUGAAGAAGCUGAAGGAGACAUUUGCUUUUAUUCAGCAGUUAGACAAAAACAUGAGCAACCUUCGCACCUGGUUGGCUCGCAUCGAGUCUGAGCUUUCGAAGCCGGUUGUUUACGACGUCUGUGACGAUCAGGAAAUCCAGAAGAGGCUCGCUGAGCAGCAGGAUCUGCAGCGAGAUAUCGAACAGCACAGCGCAGGGGUGGAGUCCGUAUUCAACAUUUGUGAUGUCCUGUUGCAUGACUCUGACGCCUGUGCCAACGAGACCGAGUGCGACUCCAUCCAGCAGACCACCAGAAGCCUGGACAGGCGCUGGAGGAACAUUUGUGCCAUGUCAAUGGAGCGGCGCAUGAAAAUCGAAGAGACAUGGCGCCUGUGGCAGAAGUUUUUAGAUGAUUAUUCCCGCUUCGAGGACUGGCUCAAGUCUGCCGAGAGGACAGCAGCCUGCCCCAAUUCCUCUGAGGUGUUGUACACAAAUGCCAAAGAAGAGCUGAAGAGGUUUGAGGCCUUCCAGCGGCAGAUCCACGAGCGGCUCACUCAGCUGGAGCUCAUCAACAAGCAGUACCGGCGGCUGGCACGGGAGAACCGCACCGACACGGCCAGCAAACUGAAGCAGAUGGUCCACGAGGGCAACCAGCGCUGGGACAACCUCCAGAAGCGGGUGACAGCCAUCCUGCGGAGACUCAGGCAUUUCACCAACCAGAGGGAGGACUUCGAGGGCACCAGGGAGAGCAUUCUGGUGUGGCUCACAGAGAUGGACCUGCAGCUAACUAAUGUGGAGCACUUCUCCGAGAGCGAUGCUGAUGACAAAAUGCGCCAGCUGAAUGGCUUCCAACAGGAAAUUACGUUAAAUACCAACAAGAUCGACCAGCUCAUCGUGUUUGGGGAGCAGCUGAUUCAGAAGAGCGAGCCCCUAGAUGCCGUGCUGAUUGAGGACGAGCUGGAGGAGCUGCACCGGUACUGCCAGGAGGUGUUUGGCAGGGUCUCUCGCUUCCACCGGCGCCUGACCUCCCACGCUCCGGGUUUGGAAGAUGAAAAGGAAGCUUCUGAGACCGAAACAGACAUGGAAGACCCCAGAGAAAUCCAGACCGACUCUUGGCAUAAAAGGGGAGAGAGCGAGGAACCCUCGUCUCCCCAGUCCCUGUGCCAUCUUGUGCCCCCUGCUCUGAGCCACGAGCGGUCUGGCUGUGAGACCCCUGUCAGUGUGGACUCCAUCCCUCUGGAGUGGGAUCACACAGGUGACGUGGGGGGCUCCUCCUCUCACGAAGAAGAUGAGGAAGGUCCAUACUACAGUGCGCUCUCAGAUGUAGAAAUCCCUGAAAAUCCUGAGGCCUAUCUUAAAAUGACCACAAAAACUUUGAAAGCAUCUUCUGGUAAAUCCAUUUCUGAUGGCCACUCGUGGCAUGUUCCUGACAGCCCUUCCUGUCCCAAGCAUCACUACAAACAAAUGGAAGGUGACAGGAAUGUACCACCCAUCCCCUCGGGUUCCAGCACCCCUUACAAAUCAGCCUAUGGAAAGCUGCUAUUACAUCCAGGCACUGAUGGUGGAAAAGAAAGUCCAAGAGUCCUGAAUGGCAGCCCUCAGCAGGAAGACGAGCAUCUGGCCACCCUAACAGGACAGCCAUCAGGUGCCUUUGACAGAUGGGAACUGAUUCAAGCACAAGAGCUUCACAGUAAACUCAGAAUGAAACAAAACAUGCAGCAGCUGAACUCUAAUAUCAGCGCCAUCACUGCUUGGCUGGGAAAAACUGAAGCAGAGCUUGAAACUUUAAAGAUGGCAAAGCCUCCCUCCAACAUCCAGGAAAUGGAACCCAGAGUGAAGAGAUUGCAGGAGAUAUUAAAAGCUUUUGACAACUACAAGGCAUUAAUGGUCUCUGUCAAUGUGAGCGGCAAGGAAUCUCUGCCAACUGAGAGCACCGAAGCCACAGAGCUCCAGAGUAGACUCCGCCAGCUGGGCCUGCGCUGGGAAGCAGUCCAGGGCGCAGUGGACAGCUGGAGAGGGGACCUGCGGCAGUCACUCAUGCAGUGCCAGGAUUUCCACGAAUUAAGUCAAAACCUGCUCCUGUGGCUGGCAAGUGCUGAGAACCGGAGGCAGAAGGCUCAUGUCACCACUCCAAAGGCAAACCGCCAGGUCCUCCAGGAGUGCCAGAAAGAACUAAUGCAACUGAAAAAGGAACUAGUGGAACGUCAGCCUCAAGUCAACUCCCUACAGGAGCUCUCCACCAGCCUUCUCGUUAAGGGGCAUGGAGAAGACUACAUUGAAGCUGAAGAGAAGGUCCAUGUCAUCCAGAAAAAACUCAAACAGUUACGAGAACAAGUAUCCCAAGAUUUAAUGUCCUUACGGGGAAGCCAGAACUCAGACCCAUCUCUGCUCAACUUUGAUGAGGUAGACUCCGGGGACCAGCCUUCUGCAGCAGCCAUGGCAGCUCCCCAAGCGAAGGUCAGAGCAGAGAGAACUUCAGAAGAUGAGAAUGAGACAGACAGCAGGAUGUCUGGCCCCGGCAGCUCACGGCCACAGCGCUCCUUCCUCUCCAGGGUGAUCAGGGCAGCACUGCCCUUACAGCUGCUCCUGCUGCUGCUGCUGCUCCUGGCCUGUCUGCUGCCCUCCUCCGAAGAGGACUACAGCUGCACCCAGGCCAACAACUUCGCCCGCUCUUUCUACCCCAUGCUGCGGUACACCAAUGGGCCUCCCCCGACCUAGAGGGCUCAGCCAGUCCCAGCACCAUAACACCAGCCUCUUUGCUAUGGGUGCCCAGCUUGUGGCCCCAGACCAAUGUGUGAGUGACUCUUAGCACUGGGAAUGUCCAGGGACCUGCCGUGGACACCCACCUCUGGGCUUGUCCAGAAUGGGCUCUUGGGGUUCCAGGGCAGCUUUCAAAUGAAGUCCUUCCUUGGGGACAGGGAACUGUUGCAGCAAUUACCCAGGGCAUUUGGGCAAAGCUAGUUGAUUAGUUGAGGGAACUCUGGAAAGGGCAGUUUUCCUAAGAGUCUCGCACUUUGUAAAUUCUGACUUAUUUGUAAAACAGCAUUAUUAUAACAUAGCUAACGUGGUCCAUGAGCAGUGGCAUUCAUCACAGAAUAUAUAUUAGAGAAACAAGCAGAUCCCACCUUAGAAAUGGUUCCAAAAUUCAUAUGCACCGAGCUGAUUGACUGAAACAAUCAUAUUUUAAAUGUUUAGAAUCAGUUUUCUUCCAAUCAGCUAGUGAUCUUGAGCUACCAGUUAUAAACCAAAAUGUUCAGCUCAGUACCUAGAUCUGCUCUUUUAUAUUGCUUUAAAUUUUUAAAGAAAUUUUAUUGCAUGGAUGUGGUUAUUUGUGCAUAUUUUUUAACAAUGCUGAAUCUAUGAAUAAUGUAAACUUGGAUUUUUUUAAAAAUCAGAUUUUAGCUUGAGCUUUUGACUAAUGUACAGUAAACGCCAAACUACAAACUUGAUAGGGAUGUUUUUGUAAGUUAAUUUUAUAAAAGUUUUCAAUGUUUAAAGAGAUGCUUCAGGUUUGGUUGAACCAUUUUGCCAGGGGGGCGGGGGUUGGUACAGAAACUUGAAGCUGUCUGUGGUAUGUACAACUCAGAUGUUUCUCAUUAAAAAAAAAAAAAUUAGCCAAA
Molecule: messenger RNA, 21632 nt
Organism: Ictidomys tridecemlineatus (thirteen-lined ground squirrel)
Lineage: Eukaryota; Metazoa; Chordata; Mammalia; Rodentia; Sciuridae
Source: RefSeq, a predicted model, not a curated record